Molecule: messenger RNA, 4080 nt
Organism: Delphinapterus leucas (beluga whale)
Lineage: Eukaryota; Metazoa; Chordata; Mammalia; Artiodactyla; Monodontidae
Source: RefSeq, a predicted model, not a curated record
AACCACUGCGCCACCAGGGAAGCCCGGUGUUUAGAUUUUUAUCAUCCAUCUAAUGUAAGGUGUUCUUGCGCGUCACAGUUUGAUCUUUCUGCCUCUUUUUUUUUUUUUUUCUCUCUCUCUUAUUGUUGACUUGACCUGGUUUCUUUACGUAGAGAAUCUGGAAAUGUUUUUGUUCUUUGAGGAAAGAGCUAUGCGUGAAAGCCCCACUGCCUGUGGGGACUGUAGGGUGGGUAAUAUUUGGGUGUACUUUCAGGGUCAGGUCUUACCUUGCUCAGGGAAUGUUGUAUGUGUGGGUAGGUUAUUAAAGACAUGGUGGUUUCACAAUGUAUGUGGAUAUCAACUCAUCGUAUUGUACAGCUUAAAAAAAUUUUUUAAAAAUUAAGCAGUGGUAGCUCCAGUAGCUGUUGAUGAAUGCCUGAGGCUUGGUGGAAAGAACUUCUGUUUACUGUGAGUACUGUCUCUCUGAUUAGCAGUUGUGUGUUUCAUCCCACGACCCAACAUAGAUUUUUUGAUGUAUUUAUUUUAUUUUUAUUUCUUCUUUCUGGGUGCCUUAUGUUUUUUGUGUGUGUUCGUGUGUGAUUUUCAAAACAAAAAUUGGGUUCAUGCCAAAUUACGGCUUAAAAAACAUUUUAUAAUGACAAUUCUUGAAAAUGUGGAGUGACUAGUAGCACGCUCUAUAUCCUUAUCACCCAGCAUUAACAACUAUCGACUUUCUCUGAUUCUGAUUCUACCUUUCCCUCUGCCCUACUUUGUUCAGGGUCGGGGGAGGGAGAGAGGGGCCCAAAGCAAAUCUCAGCCAUCAUACCAUUUCCUUCCCAAUACUUUGUUCUCAUGUUUGUUAUUCAAUUAUUUACUUUUUGUCUGUUGACUUUUCUUUCUCUUGUUACUGAAACAACUCUUGGACUGUGCCCUGGUGGAGUUAUAAAGGUAGACUCUUCUGGAAGCAUUGUCCUCUGCAUGCUGCUUGAUGGGCUGCUCUUCAGGGAUCCUGAGGAGGACAGCCCUGCUGGUGUGAAGUUCAUGGUCCGGUUACUAAUAGAACCCAGAGAAUUGCCCUCCUAGCUGUCUACACCUGAGUACAACAGCAGAGGCAGCCAUAGAAGAAAAAAGUUUGGUGUCCUAUGUCACAGCCUAAAAAUCCCUGCAAGAGAUCCCAGCAAGCAGAAGAAGGAAGAAUCUUGUUCAAAAAUGAGGUGAAUUAAUGCUCAAGCACUCAAGAACCCCGGACAGCUACAUGAAGUGUUUAAAAACUGCCCUGACCAUCUCGCCACACAAGUCUGUCAUGAGGCCUGACAGGAUGAGUGCACCACAGAGGCACAGUGUCCUGCCCUGCAGGAACGGUGACUGCUGACCUGCCGGGAGCAAGCGGGGGGCCGCGUGUUGUCUGCCAGUACAAUGAAGGAAGUGGUUUAUUGGUCACCCAAGAAGGUGGCAGACUGGCUGCAGGAGAAUGCUAUGCCAGAAUACUGUGAGCCUCUGGAACAUUUUACAGGCCGCGACUUGAUCAACCUAACCCAAGAGGAUUUCACAAAACCCCCCCUGUGCCGAGUCUCCUCCGACAAUGGGCAGCGGCUCUUGCACAUGAUAGAGACCCUGAAGAUGGAGCACCACUUGGAAGCACACAAGAAUGGCCACGCCAAUGGGCACCUCUGCAUUGGCACAGACGUCCUCGCCCCAGAUGGCAGCUUCAGCAUCAAGGUCAAACCCAAGGGGAUGCCAAAUGGGUAUAGGAAGGAGAUGAUAAAGAUCCCCAUGCCAGAGCCAGAGCGCUCCCAGUACCCCAUGGAGUGGGGCAAGACUUUCCUGGCCUUUCUUUAUGCACUUUCCUGCUUUGUUCUCACCACAGUGAUGAUCUCGGUCGUCCAUGAACGAGUACCUCCUAAGGAGGUGCAGCCUCCACUACCGGACACGUUUUUUGACCAUUUUAACCGGGUGCAGUGGGCCUUUUCUAUUUGUGAAAUUAAUGGCAUGAUCCUUGUAGGACUCUGGUUAAUUCAGUGGCUGCUCUUAAAAUACAAGUCUAUUAUUAGCAGAAGAUUUUUCUGCAUAGUUGGCACGCUGUACCUGUAUCGGUGUAUUACAAUGUAUGUAACUACACUCCCAGUACCCGGUAUGCAUUUCAACUGCUCUCCGAAGCUCUUCGGAGACUGGGAAGCCCAACUGAGGAGAAUAAUGAAGCUCAUUGCUGGCGGCGGCCUAUCCAUCACGGGCUCCCACAACAUGUGUGGGGACUACCUGUACAGCGGCCACACGGUCAUGCUCACACUCACCUACCUAUUUAUCAAAGAGUAUUCCCCUCGACGACUGUGGUGGUACCACUGGAUCUGCUGGCUUCUCAGCGUGGUUGGAAUCUUCUGUAUUCUCUUGGCGCAUGACCACUACACUGUGGAUGUGGUGGUGGCAUAUUACAUCACCACAAGACUCUUCUGGUGGUACCACACUAUGGCCAAUCAGCAAGUGCUAAAAGAAGCUUCCCAGAUGAACCUCCUGGCCAGAGUGUGGUGGUACAGGCCAUUUCAGUACUUUGAAAGGAAUGUCCAAGGAAUUGUACCUCGAUCUUACCAUUGGCCCUUCCCCUGGCCAGUAAUCCACCUCGGUAGGCAAGUUAAAUACAGCCGGUUGGUGAGUGACACAUAACAGCUGUACACGGUGGGGAAAGAGGAGCUGUCCGAAGUGCUAAGAACUCCAUGAGAAAAGAUGCCAUAAAAUGAACACCUCCCUUAUCCUGUUAUCUUUCAACAGUUACCGUGACUUAACCGAUUGAGUUACCUGGUCAGCACUGUGAUCUUUUUUUCUCUCCAAAGGACCCGCGUUGGACAACAAUAAAGAAAAUUUAACCUGUCGUGCACUGUACACAUUUCCUGUUCAUAGGCUCGGGAUUUACAUAACCUUGCAACCACCGUGUUCCUUUGUAUAUGAUGCAACAGCAUAAAUGUAAGCUUUUAUAUCAUAAGUUCUGGUCUUUCCAGUCACACCUGGAAAUAAAGCGUAUUAUUUUCUUGGGAAAACAUACUUUUCAUAUCUCUUGCCCCAAAGAUUGGGCUGUAAGCCAUUUUCUAGCAAAUGUCUCUAUGAAGGUUUCUAAGUACCUGAAUGGGGUUCGAUUCUGAAAUCUUUCUACCUGUUGCACCGAUAUUCAAAUAAAAAUGACAGACACAGAAAGGUUUGGUAACUUUGGAUUUUGUAAAAAUCAGCAGAGACAGUGUGUCAAAAAGUACAAAAAAAAAAAAAGAUUCUGUUAUAAAGUGAUUUUCUAAGUAUUUCCUAACUUUAUUUUUCAAAAUGAUGUUAUGAAAACCAAAUUUAAAGAUUUUUACAUGUCAGAGAAAAGAGAGUUAAAAUUUAAAAAUGUUUCUUGGGAGAGAAAUUUGUCUAUGUUUCUAGUGCCUUUCUUGUCUUGAUUGUAUGGUCAGUAGGCAAUCUUCAAUGUUUUUAUUUAAAAUAAAGUAUUCCAUGAAAAUAUAAAUGUAUGUAUUACUACUAAAUUUUGCAUUAUAGCUAAAUUAAAUCAGAAGACUGCUUAUGGUUUUUAAAUUGCUAUGAAUUAAAGAAUGGGAGAGUUAAUUAGAAAGUCAGAGCCUGUUCCCAUAUUGUGAGCAGGUGGCAAUGACAGGUACCACUUCAAUUAUUUUAUCAUCUAUUUGGUAGUUUGAUUUUAACUAUACAAUGAAAACAGCCGUGAAUACUUUGUUUUUAAAAAGAGAGUUUUGAAAAUGAUCACUUAACUAAAAAUUGAAAGCUAUAAAUUAGUUAUCCAUACUCUCAUGGCAAUUUUGUUGGUAAACAACAAAGAAGAGAUCUAUUUCUUUAAAAUAUAUUUGUGCAGGAACUGCAUGUAACUCUGAAGUUUUACUCCUAACAUGAGUAUGUUUGGGGAAGUAUUCUAUUCUAUACUUGCCAAUGUGGAGAACAAAAUAGUUUUUUAAGAAUGAAGAAGUAUAUAUAUCCAUUCUGUAUUUUAUGUGCAGCAGAAUUAUCUUCCGUAGGGUUUUUUUUGUGUAUUCACAAGGUAAUAUUUGUAUUGUAAAACAAUAAUGGUGAAGGAAAUAAAAAGGCUUUUAAAAUUUUGUUUGUUUUAAA